Molecule: messenger RNA, 2935 nt
Organism: Oncorhynchus nerka (sockeye salmon)
Lineage: Eukaryota; Metazoa; Chordata; Actinopteri; Salmoniformes; Salmonidae
Gene: fgf16
Product: fibroblast growth factor 16
Exons: 3
Coding region: 609-1229 (206 amino acids)
Biological process (GO): positive regulation of cell population proliferation; positive regulation of endothelial cell chemotaxis to fibroblast growth factor; animal organ morphogenesis
Cellular component (GO): cytoplasm
Molecular function (GO): growth factor activity; fibroblast growth factor receptor binding
Source: RefSeq, a predicted model, not a curated record
AGUUUAUCAGCUCUGUGUCAACUUCCAUCCGUUUUUUAAUGAUGAUUGCGGCUUUCAUUCCGGAAUCUGUUCCUUAUUUCAAUGCACCACAAACUAUCACCAGUUUCCUGCUCUUGGUUCCGUGGUGGUUUUAUCAGCAGAAAGACACAGAGAGCCGAGCAGGGGGGUUGUCCUGCUACAGAUCAGAAGACCAGUGAUCCUACAGCGGCAUCAGGACGAGGCCAGAGCGAAAAGCACAAAGGCUGCAGCAGCAUCAUACAAUAAUCAAAGUUGGAAUGAAACGAUAUAUUUUUUCAGUAAACUCAUGAUGCGGCACGCAAAGCGGGGAUGCCAGCCAGGCGUGGCUUGCAUUUGAAAAGCCAUGAUGUAUAUAACCAGCCUGUCCGUUUGAUAAGCACACUAAUCUAAGUGAUGAGUAGUAAAGGACACGUCAUUAAAUAAAGGAACCGAUUUACCGAAGUUGAGGAGGAGGUGAAAUACGCAUUACGCCGGGUUGCAUACCUUCGUGGCUUUUUGCGCACGGGAUUUGACUUCCUAUGUUGAACGAUAAACUUCCUUGAUUCAACGGACAUUUUAAUUGCAUUAACAGAUCCCUUCAGUUGUGCGCCAUGUCGGAGGUUGGGGGCUUUCUAGGGACACUCGACUUGGAUUUACAGAGUUUCCCCGCACUAGGAAGUAUGCCCUUGGCAGAGGCGCCAGCGGGGUUACUGGAUGAGAGGCUGGGACAGAUCGAGGGGAGGUUACAGCGAGGCUCGCUGACGGAAUUCGAGCACCUUAAAGGGAUUCUGCGGCGGAGGCAGCUGUACUGUCGAACCGGAUUCCAGCUGGAGAUAUUCCCCAACGGGACCGUGUACGGGACAAGACAGGACCACAGCAGAUUCGGUAUCCUAGAGUUCAUCAGUCUGGCUGUAGGGCUGGUCAGUAUUAGAGGAGUGGACGCAGGACUCUACCUGGGCAUGAACGAGAGAGGAGAGCUCUAUGGGUCGAAGUUAACAGCGGAGUGCGUGUUCAGAGAGCAGUUUGAGGAGAAUUGGUACAACACAUACGCCUCUACGCUCUACAAACACACCGACACCGGACGCUUCUACUACGUAGCGCUCAACAAGGACGGCUCGCCACGGGAGGGGGGGAGGACGAAGAAACACCAGAAACUAACGCACUUCCUGCCUCGGCCUGUGGAGAUAGAAAAGAUCCCCCAGGCGUACAGAGAUCUGUUCCAAUACAGGUGACCAGGGCUGAGCCUGGGAGAGAGGGAUGAGGAGGAGGAAAGGGAGGAGAGUUUGGGACUAAGGACAGGACUCAGUACUCCCGCUGACCCCGCCCCCACUGACCCCGCCCCCACUCCCCCUGUGAAGGUGUUUAUGUAUUGCCCCUCCAGCCAAAAGGUCCCCCUCCCAUUCCUCCGAAUGGACCACCAACAAGAGAGAUAAACAUAGCUUGUGUUCCUGGACGUUAACACUAUGAGAGGACUGUUUGACCUCAGAGGGGUCAGAGUAGAGUGUAGGAGACGCUCUUCUCUCCAGCCACUGAGGAGAGAGAGGGGGAGUCCUACUAGAGGGGGGUGUUAUUAGGCCCAUAAGACCUCACUCUGGAGGAGAGCACAGGGUUGAGAGGAGAAAAUCCCUUCUCUGAACGGAUACGGAGGGAGAGAGACUGGACUGGCGUUAGGCCUGUAUGACUGCCUAACCCACCCUGGGAUAACCGCAGGUUAAAACCACCUGAACCACUAACCACCUGAAGAAGACAAAGACUUUUCCUGAUGAGAACCACUUUUAUACAUAAUAAGAUAAUUAACCAGCAAUAAUUCACUGCAAAUAAGAAAGGGUUUGGGGUUAGUCCUCAGCAGUUUGAGUAAGGGGUCUGAGGACUAUUAAUGAACAAGUAAUGGAAAGUUGAUCAGACUAACUGAGAUGACCAGUGGACACUACUCUAGCCAAGCCAUUCACCACAGCAACCAGAGAACUCCAGGGAGCGAGGGAGGGAUUGACCAAUGGAAGUUGAGAGAAUGUCAGUGUGUUCUAAAUCAACGUGUAGAGAGAACUGAUCUUCUGACUAGUCAUUGUGAUGUCAGAGUGUUCUAAAUCAACGUGUAGAGGGAACUGAUCUUCUGACUAGUCAUUGUGAUGUCAGAGUGUUCUAAAUCAACGUGUAGAGGGAACUGAUCUUCUGACUAGUCAUUGUGAUGUCAGAGUGUUCUAAAUCAACGUGUAGAGGGAACUGAUCUUCUGACUAGUCAUUGUGAUGUCAGAGUGUUCUAAAUCAAUGUGUAGAGAGAACUGAUCUUCUGACUAGUCAUUGUGAUGUCAGAGUGUUCUAAAUCAACGUGUAGAGGGAACUGAUCUUCUGACUAGUCAUUGUGAUGUCAGAGUGUUCUAAAUCAACAUGUAGAGAGAACUGAUCUUCUGACUAGUCAUUGUGAUGUCAGAGUGUUCUAAAUCAACGUGUAGAGGGAACUGAUCUUCUGACUAGUCAUUGUGAUGUCAGAGUGUUCUAAAUCAACAUGUAGAGAGAACUGAUCUUCUGACUAGUCAUUGUGAUGUCAGAGUGUUCUAAAUCAACGUGUAGAGGGAACUGAUCUUCUGACUAGUCAUUGUGAUGUCAGAGUGUUCUAAAUCAACGUGUAGAGAGAACUGAUCUUCUGACUAGUCAAUGUGAUGUCAGGGCUGAGCUGGGAGAGAGAGAGAGAGAGUACACUACUACUUAGAAUGUAUAUGUGAUGGAGACAGAUUGGCCAUGACGGUGCAUCCAGGUGUAACAGGGUUGGCAGAACUUGGCACAUAAGUUAAAUGAUCAAUGUAAAGAGAUGUGAUGAGCUGGGAUACAUGUAAUACUUUUUGACUAUGUGAUAAAUGUAAAACAUGAAUUCAGUUGGUACAGUCAAGGACAUGGAUGGUGCAGCUAGAUUGCAUUUCAAUUAAAUGCAGAUGACAACGAA